AUGUUCGCGGUCAAAGGCUGGUCCGUGGACGCAUCGUCACUGAAGCCUCAGACUGAGGUCUUCAAGUCAAAAGCAAGGGAAGAGAAGAACAGCAAGAAGCGGAAGCGCGGUCACCCACAAGAAGCGAAGCAGGAUCCCAAUAUAAGAGCCGAUGACGUUGGCCGCCUGUGGGAACAGCAUGUCGAGGGCGGAGGUCCUACGAAGAGCCAGAAGGUUAGGAAGCGCAAGAAGCAGAAGCUGGAGCAGGGGAAGGAUGAUGAGGAAGCAAAGCCAGAAGCUGGGGAGGAAGAGGUGAAGGCGCCACAAGAGGGGAAGAAGAAGAAAAAGAACAAGUCAAAGGUCGAGCAGCAGGCAGAUGAAGGAGCCAAGAGCGUACAAUCUAUCAAGCCAAAGGUCACCAAUGGUACAGCGAAGGAUGGCGACAAGAAUGGUGCUGUUGCCGAGAUCACGACUGUUCUCCCAGCAAAGGAGAAACUCACGCCUAUGCAAUCCGCCAUGCGACAGAAGCUGGUAUCAUCUCGCUUCCGCUACCUCAACCAGACACUGUAUACCGAGCCUUCGGUGAAGGCGCAGCAGCUCUUCGACCAGGACCCAGCAAUGUUCGACGACUACCACGCAGGCUUCCGCCAGCAAGUCUCGGUCUGGCCUGAGAACCCACUUGACACAUUCAUCGCCGAAGUUCGACGGAGGGCGAAGAUCAAGUCACCACGCAACCCGAACAGGCAGAAGACCAACGAUGAGCUACUUCCCAGAUCGAGAGGCACCUGCACGGUAGCAGACCUGGGCUGCGGUGAUGCCAGACUCGCAGAGACCUUGACGAAAGCGAACGAGCACACCAAGUUCCACCUCGAUCUAAAGUCAUUCGAUCUAUAUUCACCUUCGCCACAUGUGACCAAAGCCGACAUCUCCGACCUCCCACUCAAAGACGAUUCUGUGGAUGUUGCAAUUUUCUGUCUGGCUCUCAUGGGCACAAACUGGAUCUCGUUCGUUGAAGAAGCCUACCGCAUUCUGCACUGGAAAGGAGAGCUCUGGAUCGCCGAAAUCAAGUCACGCUUCGGUCGCGUCAGUAGAGCCGGCAAGCCCGUCGAGCACAGCGUAGGUAACAAGAAGAAGCAACUCGCCAUGCAAAAGGCUCGAGAAACGAAGCAGCGCGAGGAUCAAGAGGUGAAUGAGCAAGAAGUCCUGCAGACAGCAGUCGAUGGCGUUCAAACGAGCAAGCAGGAGACCGAUGUUUCCGCGUUUGUCGAUGUGCUCAAGAGACGCGGCUUCGUUCUCAAGCCACCCGCCGAACAACAUGUCGACCUCAGCAACACGAUGUUUGUCAAGAUGGAGUUUGUCAAAGCAGCGGUGCCGACGAAGGGCAAAGGCGUGCCGAAAGAACAGCCCAAGGAGCAGCCGAAGGGGGCGUUCAAUACGAAGAGGAAGUUCAUCCCGGAUGAGGAUGAGCCGGCUACGGAGGACGAGGCGACCGUGCUGAAGCCUUGUCUGUACAAGAUUAGAUGA
Molecule: messenger RNA, 1503 nt
Organism: Saxophila tyrrhenica
Lineage: Eukaryota; Fungi; Ascomycota; Dothideomycetes; Mycosphaerellales; Extremaceae
Gene: RRP8
Product: 25S rRNA (adenine645-N1)-methyltransferase
Exons: 1
Coding region: 1-1503 (500 amino acids)
Biological process (GO): rRNA methylation; ribosomal large subunit biogenesis
Cellular component (GO): nucleolus
Molecular function (GO): rRNA (adenine) methyltransferase activity
Source: RefSeq, a predicted model, not a curated record